GGGUUGUGGCCACGCGCAGCGGCGGCGGUUGUUCCGCUUCCCCUCCGGCCCGGGCCGUCGCCAUUGCCGAAGGCUCCCUCCCCUCCCCUCCCUGGCGGCCGCAGGGCUCCGCCGCCGCUGGGCCUAGCGGUAGCAGCGGCUGCUCCAGCGCGGCGUCUCUUCCCGCCCCGCUUCCCCUUCCCUCCCCUCCCCUCCCCGCGCCGCGCGCUGGCCCGGGGCGGCUCCGCAGCUCGCCGGGAGCUCUGACCGAGGCGCCUCGCUGGGGCGGGGACCUUGCCUCGCCUUGGACGGAGUCUUGCUCUGUUGCCCAGGCUGGAGUGCAGUGGCAUGAUCUCGGCUCACUGCAAGCUCCACCUCCCGGGGUCAAGCGAUUCUACCUCAGUCUCCUGAGUAGCUGGAAUUACAAGCGAGCGCCACCAUGCCCACCUAGUUUUCGUGCUUUUAGUAGAGAUGAGGGUUCACCAUGCUGGCCAGGCCAUUUCAUAAUUCUGAAUCAUGUCUGAUAACGGAGAACUGGAAGACAAGCCUCCAGCACCUCCUGUGCGAAUGAGCAGCACCAUCUUUAGCACUGGAGGCAAAGACCCUUUGUCAGCCAAUCACAGUUUGAAACCUUUGCCCUCUGUUCCAGAAGAGAAAAAACCCAGGCAUAAAAUCAUCUCCAUAUUCUCAGGCACAGAGAAAGGAAGUAAAAAGAAAGAAAAGGAACGGCCAGAAAUUUCUCCUCCAUCUGAUUUUGAACACACCAUCCAUGUUGGCUUUGAUGCUGUUACUGGAGAAUUCACUGGUAUGCCAGAACAGUGGGCUCGAUUACUACAGACCUCCAAUAUCACCAAACUAGAGCAAAAGAAGAAUCCUCAGGCUGUGCUGGAUGUCCUAAAGUUCUACGACUCCAACACAGUGAAGCAGAAAUAUCUGAGCUUCACUCCCCCUGAGAAAGACGGCUUCCCUUCUGGAACACCAGCGCUGAAUGCCAAGGGAACAGAAGCUCCCGCAGUAGUGACAGAGGAGGAGGAGGAUGAUGAAGAGACUGCUCCUCCCGUUAUUGCCCCACGACCGGAUCAUACGAAAUCAAUUUACACACGGUCUGUAAUUGACCCUGUUCCUGCACCAGUUGGUGAUUCAAAUGUUGAUGGUGGUGCCAAGUCUUUAGACAAACAGAAAAAGAAGACUAAGAUGACAGAUGAAGAGAUUAUGGAGAAAUUAAGAACUAUUGUGAGCAUAGGUGACCCUAAGAAAAAAUAUACAAGAUAUGAAAAAAUUGGACAAGGGGCUUCUGGUACAGUUUUCACUGCUACUGACGUUGCAUUGGGACAGGAGGUCGCUAUCAAACAAAUUAAUUUACAGAAACAGCCAAAGAAGGAAUUGAUCAUUAACGAGAUUCUGGUGAUGAAAGAAUUAAAAAAUCCCAACAUAGUUAACUUCUUGGACAGUUACCUGGUAGGAGAUGAAUUGUUUGUGGUCAUGGAAUACCUUGCUGGGGGGUCACUCACUGAUGUGGUAACAGAAACCUGCAUGGACGAAGCACAGAUUGCUGCUGUAUGCAGAGAGUGUUUACAGGCGUUGGAGUUUUUACAUGCUAAUCAAGUGAUCCACAGAGACAUCAAAAGUGACAAUGUACUUUUGGGAAUGGAAGGAUCAGUUAAGCUCACUGACUUUGGUUUCUGUGCCCAGAUCACCCCUGAGCAGAGCAAACGCAGUACCAUGGUCGGAACGCCAUACUGGAUGGCACCAGAGGUGGUUACACGGAAAGCUUAUGGCCCUAAAGUUGACAUAUGGUCUCUGGGUAUCAUGGCUAUUGAGAUGGUAGAAGGAGAGCCUCCAUACCUCAAUGAAAAUCCCUUGAGGGCCUUGUACCUAAUAGCAACUAAUGGAACCCCAGAACUUCAGAAUCCAGAGAAACUUUCCCCAAUAUUUCGGGAUUUCUUAAAUCGGUGUUUGGAAAUGGAUGUGGAAAAAAGGGGUUCAGCCAAAGAAUUAUUACAGCAUCCUUUCCUGAAACUGGCCAAACCGUUAUCUAGCUUGACACCACUGAUCAUGGCAGCUAAAGAAGCAAUGAAGAGUAACCGUUAACAUCACUGCUGUGGCCUCAUACUCUUUUUUCCAUUUUCUACAAGAAGCCUUUUAGUAUAUGAAAAUUAUUACUCUUUUUGGGGUUUAAAGAAAUGGUCUGCAUGACAUGAAUGAAAGAAGCAAAUGACUAUUCUCUGAAGACAACCAAGAGAAAAUUGCGAAAAGAAAAGUAUGACUUUUAUGUGAACCCCUUAGGGUCCAAAAGGAAUUGUGUACUGAAUCGCUAGCCUUAGGUCUUUCAGCAAACAGCCUAUCAGGGCCGUUUAUCGUGUGUGAGAUUUGCAUUUUACUUGCUGACUUUGUUGUAAUAGAUCCCAUUCAUUGUCUCCUUUGGGGUAUUUCCAAUACUUGAACGGCAGAUUGGAGUUUUCCAGAGUAUUCGUUUCAUCUGCUAGUCUUUCUCUCCUUCGUAGCUUUCCUUUCCCUGGACUGGCUCCUUUUGAGUUGCUUUUGAGUUUCUCAUGCCUAGACAAGUGUAAUAGAAAUUAUGCAGCUCCUUAUGUUGGCAAAGGAGCUCUAUAUAGUUUCACUUUGUAUAAAAGUUAGGACCAGCUGUUGUUACAUGUAAUAUUUUAGUUCAGAACUUGACGUGAAGGAAGGGAAGAAAAAAUAUGUGAUUUUUACCUUUUUUAACAAAUGUGAAAAAGUCAAUUUUAGAAAUUUCGUGGUAGUAAGUUUGGCAUUUGUUACAUGUAUAGAGAGAAGACUAAUAAUCUCUAUUUAUAGCUAAAUCAUUGAGAUAGAAAAAGAUUCCCAUUGACCGUACACUUCUUCCCAUUUUGUCUUCCCUUCUGCCUGUUUCCCCUUCAGGUUUGGCUCUAGGAACCAAAGUGAUUUGUUCUUGUUCCAGCCUGGGCUUUAUGACUUUGGUUAGUGCCACUACCUUCCUCUUCCCUCCUCUCCCCCUUCAAUUUGGAAAUAAAUUUCUGUAUAUGUUGCAA
Symphalangus syndactylus (siamang) is the source of this 3011-nucleotide messenger RNA. RefSeq names its product p21 (RAC1) activated kinase 2 (gene PAK2). Gene Ontology annotation, molecular function: ATP binding; protein serine/threonine kinase activity. NCBI's taxonomy places the organism in Eukaryota, Metazoa, Chordata, Mammalia, Primates, Hylobatidae. The record is from RefSeq and is a predicted model, not a curated record. Gene Ontology annotation, biological process: protein phosphorylation.